AGUCUGUAGUGUGUAGAUUUUUCUGUGAUUCUUCGCCAGUGGUCCGGUUUGUUUUCUUCGCAUAUUUUUUCGUUUAUGAAUUGAAAUUGCAAUAUUGUGCGAUAAAUUGUCAACUAACUUAAAAAUGAAUAUCACGUCUAAGAUAAUCGAGACUUACAAGUCCUUCACUAGUAUACCAACACUAGUGGCUGCUCAAAUAACUUCCAAAAAUGUUGUCAAUAGUGUUUGGACACAAAGAAACAUAGAAAAGGGCAAGCCAACCAAAUUCCAAAGAUCAAUACUGGUAUUGAAUGAUUUGAAAGAACCAGUUGAAACACAUCCAGUGGAUAUUAGUGAAGAAGUUUUGACUUCUACAUCUGCUUCAGAACAAUUUAGAGCUGUUCUCAAAGAGCAGAAUAGCAAACAAUUCCUUGAAGUCUGGCAAAAGUCUAGUUUGAUUCGAUGUGUGAAUCUAAACGAACUUGAUGUGCAUGGAAAUGUUUAUUCUGAUAUUGAGUUUUCUUCAUUUGAAUGGUCUCCUGAUGAGAAGAAAAUUUUAUAUGUUGCUGAAAAAAAGGUGCCAAAGAGUGAUCCAUAUCAUAAAAGGAUAACUGAGAAACCGUCAGAAGAGGGUGAUGGUGACACACCAAAACCAAGGGGUGAAGAAUAUGUUUUCACUGAAGACUGGGGUGAACAGCUGGUUGGUAAAAAGAAAUCCAUACUUGCUCAAUAUGAUAUUGAAAACGACAAAGUAGAGAUUCUAUCUGGCAUUCCUGAUGAUAAGUGUAUUGCUCAACCAAAAUAUUCUCCAGAUGGUUCUCACAUCAUUGGAGUGUCUUAUUCUAUUGAACCAAGAAGACUGGGAUUAAUUUAUUGCAGUAACAGGGACAGUACUUUGUUCACUUUGGACUUUGAAGGAAAUUACGUUGAACUUGGAUUAGAAAAAUCUUCCGUUAAAUCUCCGAGAUUUACUCCUGAUGGCAAGACAAUCAUUUGGUUGCAAAGAUCUGCUGGUGGACCUCAUGCCUCAGCAAUGGCAUUAAAGAAAACCCAAGCCCCUCUAAAAGAAAACUCAACUAUUGAAACUGUAGUAGAAAUUGUUGAGACUUCCAUAAAAAUAGAAAAUAAUAAAACAUUUUAUGGAUUGUAUAACACAGGCUUUCCUAAGCGCUGUUGGGCUGACAAUUGCACAUUGCUCUUGAGUACAAAUCAGAAAUACACAGCCAAUAGUUACUUAGUUAAUAUUGACACCGGAAAAAUCACAGAAUUAUCUAUAAAUGAUAAUAGUAGUUUGAUUGUAUUGGAUGUGUUCCAAGAUAAUGUACUUGUGGCUAAAAAACACGCCCUCAAGCCUGAUCAAUUGGCCAUCGGAAAACUGCCGGUUGGGAAGAAAAUAGAGACAGCAAUUAAUUUUACUAACCUCACAGAAAAAACGGUGCCAGAACUAGAAAAAAACAUUGUGGAGUUUUUAGACUUCAAGGUUGAUGGAGAUGAAGUUGAUGAAUUUAAUGCCAUUUAUAUUGGUCCCUCUGAGGGCAAGGAUGCUUCAGUCCCUCUGAUAGUAUGGCCACAUGGUGGUCCCCACAGUGCCUUCGCUAACACAUUUAUGAUGGAAGCUGCUAUGUUUUUAAGUUUCAAUUAUGGACUUGUGCUGAUUAAUUACAGAGGAUCAUUAGGACAGGGUUCAAAAAGUGUACACUACCUCUUAAACAAGGUUGGCACAGUAGAUGUUGCUGACUGCAUUCAAGCUGUUGAUGGUGUAGUAAAAAAAUAUCCGUGGAUUAAUCCUGACGCCAUGAGUCUUGUUGGCGGUUCACAUGGAGGCUUCUUGGUCACACAUUUGAGUGGGCAGUAUCCAGAUAAAUUUAAGUCUGUGGUAGCUAGAAAUCCGGUCAUUGAUAUUGCUUCUAUGACUACUGCUACGGAUAUUCCCGAUUGGUGUUAUGUGGAGGCUUGGUCUGAAUACCCAACAAAGGGAGCGAUCAACGAUGAGAUUUUAUUGGCCAUGCGAAAGAAAUCUCCAAUUGAACACGCCCAUGAAGUGAAAGCUCCGACUUUGCUACAGAUAGGAUCAAAGGAUUUAAGGGUGCCACCUCAUCAAGGAACUCACUAUUAUUUUACACUUAAAGCCAAUAAUGUGAAAGUCAAAAUGAACUUGUAUGAUGAUAAUCAUCCAUUAGGAACAGUACAUGUUGAAAUGGACAAUAUUAUUAAAACUUUGCUGUGGGUAUCUGAACAUAUUGGCAGGAGUGAUGAAUUGUAAUUGUUGAAUUAAUUUAACAAUUACAAAAAUAUAAUUUUGAAAUAAUUAUGUAUUUUUCCCAGUAUAUGUAUGCAUUAUUUUAAUAAAUUUACUUGGAAAAAAAACUUUAGUCGGUCAAUAAAUGUUACAUUAAUCAAA
This is a messenger RNA of Aethina tumida (small hive beetle), 2380 nucleotides long. Its product is annotated as acylamino-acid-releasing enzyme-like. The transcript has 13 exons. NCBI's taxonomy places the organism in Eukaryota, Metazoa, Arthropoda, Insecta, Coleoptera, Nitidulidae. Gene Ontology annotation, molecular function: serine-type endopeptidase activity. The coding region runs from base 125 to 2242 and encodes 705 amino acids. The record is from RefSeq and is a predicted model, not a curated record. Gene Ontology annotation, biological process: proteolysis.